AUGGACCAAGAUCGGCGAGAGCGGGCCUACCGCUUCGUCGCCUUUUCGGCCGUCUCUUUCUCACUUGUUGCUAUUGUCGCUGUCUUCAUUACGUUGCCAAUCGUGAACAACUACAUCAACUCAGUUCACGCCAGAGUUCAGAGCGAAAUGGAGUUUUGCAAGUUGUCGGCGCGAGACGUGAUGAUGGAGGUCGCAGAGUAUCGAGCGCUUCCGAGAUCACUGCUACCUGGUUUCGUUCAUGCAGCUAAUGAGACUCGACAUAAGAGGCAAACUUCGCAGGGCACUUGUCAAGGUUGCUGCUUACCGGGACUACCGGGUCCGGACGGUCCACCAGGCAAAAAUGGAAUGCCAGGACGACCAGGCGCCCCUGGUGCACCAGGUUUUCCUGGAAGACCACCAGCGAUAUGUGAAGAGGUGACGGAACCGCCGUGCAACCCAUGUCCACCAGGAGAGCCAGGACCACCAGGACCACCAGGAGAUGCUGGAAGCCCAGGACAACCAGGCCACCCUGGCCGCAAUGGAAACGACGGACCGCCAGGACCACAAGGACCUCCUGGACCUCCUGGACCACCCGGAGACAAUGGACGAGACGGACCCCGCGGAGAACCAGGUCGACCCGCAUUCAGUACGCCUGCGAUCCCCGGUGACCCUGGUACUCCCGGAGAACCUGGACCACCAGGACUUCCUGGAGAUGCUGGUCAGAGUGGAAGACCAGGUUCGGACGGGCUUCCAGGACCACAAGGACCGCCCGGACCACCCGGGCAGCAAGGACCUCCGGGAGAAGUCGGACCAGCAGGUCAGCCAGGACAACCUGGACCGCAAGGAGAACGAGGUAUUUGCCCGAAAUAUUGCGCUUUGGACGGUGGUGUUUUCUUCGAGGAUGGCACAAGAAGAUAA
This is a messenger RNA of Necator americanus (New World hookworm), 897 nucleotides long. RefSeq lists its product as uncharacterized. Gene Ontology annotation, molecular function: structural constituent of cuticle. The record is from RefSeq and is a predicted model, not a curated record. Bases 1 to 897 code for a protein of 298 amino acids. The transcript is spliced from 8 exons. NCBI's taxonomy places the organism in Eukaryota, Metazoa, Nematoda, Chromadorea, Rhabditida, Ancylostomatidae.